Messenger RNA from Gigantopelta aegis, 8023 nucleotides. RefSeq names its product RING finger protein 17-like. The record is from RefSeq and is a predicted model, not a curated record. The transcript is spliced from 42 exons. NCBI's taxonomy places the organism in Eukaryota, Metazoa, Mollusca, Gastropoda, Neomphalida, Peltospiridae. Gene Ontology annotation, molecular function: zinc ion binding. The coding region runs from base 40 to 5433 and encodes 1797 amino acids.
AUGGCAAAAACGGAUGUGCGAUAUUGUAACUUGAAAUAAAUGACAAUAAUGCAGCGAGGAGCAACAUGUCCGAGAUGUCAUCAAGGCUAUACUGUAAAAUUUAGAGACUCAAGUAGAUUUAGUCAUACCCCAUUGGUGUUAAAAUGUGGGCAUACAUUUUGCGAGAAUUGCUGCAACAAAAUGGCAAAGGAAGGAGACCAUAAAAUAAUAUGUUCUUUCUGCCAGAUGGAUUUCACAUUGUUGCCUGGGGAAAUGCCAGCAAAGAUUUUAAGUCCAAAUUAUUAUCUUAUUGGCCUAAUUGUAUUCAGCCAGAAGCAAUUGUUGACCCAGGAGCUUAGUCGACUUGUUCCAUCUGGCUUCACACAUGUGACAAGGAAAAAUAUUCAAAAGAAAGACCGAUUUAACAAAGGCGGUCCUAUUUGCUAUGAAUGUGGGAUCAAUACAGCAACUUGUCAGUGCAAGAAAUGUGACUGUCUGAUGUGUGGUCUCUGUUUUGACAAGGUUCAUUCUUCCUCAAAUACACUGAAGCAGCAUCAAGCUAUUUCCAUCAAAAUAGAAGAUGGCAGAAGAUUUGAGACUGAAGGCUUCAGCAGAAAAGAUAGAGGAUCACUAUACAACUUUCAAGAGAAUAUUUCUCCAAAGUGUCCGAUUCAUGACACCAGACCUAUAGAGUAUUUUUGUGAGGACGAUAAAACUGCAAUAUGUUCUCGGUGUGUAAUCAUUGGGGACCAUAAGGGGCAUUCUAUCACUUCAAUGGAAGAACGGAACAAACUGGUGAUCGCAGACAUGGAACCAGCACUGAAUACAGCCACACAAGUGUGGAAACAUCUUAAAAAAACAGAAAAAAGCCUGGUAGAUGCAUUGCCAAAUAUAAAAGAUGAAACAUCCUCAGUUAUUGAAGAAAUCAAAAGUCAUUUUUCAUUACUUCAUGGUGCCUUGCAGGCAAGAGAAAACAUGCUGAUUCAAGAAGUAUUUGCAUUAUUUGGUUCUGGAUUUUCUCCUAUUGAAGAAAUGAAAAUGGAUCUUCAAGAAGAAAAGAUAAAGCUAGAGGCUGCCAUAAGAGCUGCCAAUAAAAUAAUGAAAAACACUGAUGAUGUUGUGGUGAAUGCCAAAGAAAUUCUUGACCACCUGAUGAAGGCUCAAGAACUACCAUGUGUUUUUUCCAAACGUAACCCAACCACAGAGGACGGCAUUAGGUGGGAGGCUGACUCUUCUAUGAUAGGUGAGAUUAUGACACACGGCAGUGUAGGUGGAUCUGUCCCACAGAGGGUUGUUGUUCAGCCAUUGAGUGAUGUCCCAGGAAAUGUAAUAUUGGAUGAUGAUAUAGACACAGCAAGUAUUUUUUCUGCUGACAGCUCUGCCUGUACAGAGGCCACAUCAGCUGAAUCGGAUGUCAUCAUUGAAGGAGAUAGUGAUUCGUUAGCAGAAGAAGUGCCUUUGGUAUCUAAAAAGAGACACAAAACAAAAGCAUCCAAAGAAUCGAAGAAAGAUUCUCCUUCAAAAUUGGGAAAAGCCAAACUUCAAGGCCACUGUGAACAGGUGACUGUGACUCACAUUAAAAGUCCAGUUAAGUUUUAUGUGCAGCGUGUUUCAGACAAGAAAAAACUGAGCCAGUUAUCUAAAGCAAUGAACACAUGGUGUAAUGGCCUUGCCACAGACAAGGAUCGGCCAAUUGAUGUGAAAGCAGGUGAAGCUGUUUUGGGGAAGUACACGGAUGACAACCGAUGGUAUCGAUGUGUUGUCAAGGGAGUUAUGAUAACAACCGAAAUGGAUGGUGAGGAGACCCGUGUGAAGACUAACGUAGAAGUGUUGUACAUGGAUUUUGGAAAUGCAGAAGUUUUGCCCAUUGAAAAACUGUACACAAUGCAACCGCGAUUCAUGAAGAAUCCUGAAUUUGUUCUCGAAUGUUCAUUGUACGAUAUCUUGCCCGCAGAUAAAGAUGGUAUUUGGUCUAAUGAAGCACUGCAGACAUUUCUGAAGAUGACUGAAGACAAGCCCAUGUUGAUGACUGUCGUCCAUGAAAUUGCCAAUGUGUUGCAUGUGGAUUUGCACAAACCACAAGGGGAGACUGAUUUGGAUGAUAGACCAAUAUCAGUGCGAGAUUGCCUUGUGUUUCUUGAGCUAGCUAAAUUUGCCACAUCAACAGCAACCAAGGUGACAUUGUUCCCAUCAUACACAAAGCGGGAAUACAUGACUGCUGAACCUAUUGGAGUUGGGGAGACAUUCUAUGGCAUGGUCACAAACUUGGAUUUGCCUUCCAGUUUUCAUGUGCAGCCAGCAGGCGACGAGUUGAAUUACCUGUGUAACCUGAUGGCUGAUAUGCAGACAACGUACACCUCCAAGGGAGACCUCUAUUCAGUAUUCUGUCCUCAGAUAGGCAUGGUGUGUGUGUCGCAGUACUCGGUGGAUCAGUACUGGUACCGUGCGGUAGUUGUCGGGUUGCCGGGUGGCCGCCAGGUUGAUGUCAUGUACGUUGACUUUGGAAUUCAGGAGCGUGUUUCUUACCUAAAAAUCAGAAAGAUUCUUGAUGCUCAUUUAAAACUUCCUCCUUUGGCUGUGCAUUGUGAACUGGGAGACGUGGAACCAGCUAGUCCAGAUGGAACCUGGGGGGACGAGGGUCGGACAUGGUGGGCAGAUGCUGUUAACUUGAAAAAGUUUCAGCUAAAAGUUGUGGAAGUCCAAGAUAACAAGUUGUCUGUUGUUCUCUAUGAAGUAGAUCCAGUAGAUCUGACCAUUCAGGAAUUGAGCAUCAACUAUUGUCUGGUUAAAAGUGGCAUUGGUAAAAGCACAGGAAAAUGGUCUCACGCCAUCUCUCCUGAGAAGAUGACCGUAACUGAGCGACCGUCCCCGGAUUUUAGAUUGUAUGAGAAAACUGAAGCAAAAGUAUAUGAAGAGGUGAUGAAAGCUGAUUCAGAAACCAGUAAAUCAUUUUUUUCCAUCCAGCCAAUCAGUGUUUCACCAAGUAAGCUGCAUCCCAAGAGUGUUGCCGACAGGUCAAGUGUUGAUCCUGAGACUGACAGUGUGGACAUUCCUGGCGAUACUGUGGACUGUGCCGUGUCUGAUUCAUCAAGGCCUGUCACCAUGGGAGCAGAGAACAUGCCAGGGACUCCACCCACGAAUGACCUGACAACAGACGGUGACAUUUGUAAUGACCAACUGUUGACAUCAUCUGGCCACACAGAAUUGCAUUCCCCUCCAAGACAAGUGGUCCAAUCAAGUCCCACAAGAAUCUCUGAUAGUGAAAAUGAAAACCAGUGUAGUGUGGACAGUGAUCAGUCUGCACAGACUGAAGGCAAGGACCCUGUAGUGAUAGUGGACAGUUUGCCGAAGAAGGAAACAAAAUCUUACCAUUCAGAAAAGCAAAAAGAAAAGGAAAUCUUAAAGCGGGACACUAAUGAACCAAAACCAAAUGUUGAUGAUAAAGGAACAAAGAAAAAGAAAUCUUCAGAUAUUCAUAUAGAAAUUGUUGUUACACAGUUCAGCUCCCCUGCAGACUUCAGUGUCCAGAUAUCUCACAGUGGCAAUGAAGAUCUCAAUGAGAUGAUGGGAAAGUUACAGUUACAGUUCAUGAAUUCAGAGCCUCCAUUAAUACAGUGGAAAAAGAAUGACUUUUGUGUAGUAAAAUAUGCUAAAGACAAUCGAUGGUACAGAUCGAAAAUCCUUGAUGUUGUGAAAGAAGACUUGUACAAGGUGUACUAUGUUGACUAUGGGUUUGUGGAAACAGUCCCCGGUUCAGAGUUACGUGCUCUUGGCAACCAUGAGCGCAACAUGCCAUGUAAAGCUCUGUGUUGUUGUCUAGCCGACGUGAUCUCUGCUGGGUCCGGGGACCCGACAAAGUGGUCUCAGACAGCCUGUGAACACAUGCAGGACAUCAUCAAAGACAAAACACUCUACAUCAAGCAGAAGGCUGAUGUGAUAGAUGGAGAUAUUCCAAAACUCCCAGUUGAUAUUCUCAUUGAGGAGGACGUCAUAGAGACGGCCCUGGAGCCAGCCAGGAAGAAAGUUUACAGUCUCAUCCAGAACAUGAAGGAUAGUGGAUUGGCCAUUCCGUGGAAAAGGCCAAAAACACCUAAAAAGGUUCAGCCUGAUGCUACAACAGUGCCAAGUGUGAGGACGUACAAGCCCCAUCCAGUACCACUGGUGUCAGCAGUGAACGUGAUACCGACCUACGUUGAUUACAGUGGUGUUGUUUAUUCACAGCUUGUUGAUGAAGAAUCCAUACUUCAAAAUCUGAUCGACGAGCUUCAGAAGCAAUAUGCUAAAUCAAUGAGCCCAAAUGUGCAGUGGCAGAUUGAUCAGGCCUGUGUUGCAUUCUUCAAGAGUGAUAAUUUGUGGUACCGGGCCAGAGUUACCAAGAUUAUAGACAACAAAGUGCAGAUACAGUAUCUGGACUAUGGUAACAGUGAGAUUUUAGAUCCAGCUGAGUUACGUCUUCCAACUGACAGUUUCCUGGAAAUCCCACAAAUGUGUCUUGAAUGUGUCUUCUAUAACUUGAAAUCUGCAAGUGAUGAUGGGAAAUGGCAGACCGUGGUUUUGGAAUACAUCCAUAAUACUAUUGUGAAUAACAAUAUCACAUUGAAAAUAAUGAAAGUUGAGGAAAACGGCCAACUUGAAGUGAUUGUGUUUCUAUCUGACGGAAUAGACUUUUGCCAGGUGCUUGUGCAGAAUGGUGUAGCUGUGACAAGUGAAGGAAUGGAGGGGCUGCAUGAUUUAAGUAACAAAAUUUCAGACAUUUUGGAGAAAAAGAAUCCAUUCAAAACUGUGAACCUUCUUCCUGAAGGGGUGUCAUUCCCAGUCUCUGUGACACAUGUUGAGCUCCCACAUGUGAUAUAUAUGCAGCAUGUUAAACAGGACUCUGCUAUUCUCUGUGAUAAGCUCAGUGACGAGCUCAUCACAAGUUUUAAUGAAAUAAACAAUGGUCUUGACCAGCUCUUCCAAAUGGCUCAGGAUCUACAACUUGCUAUUCCAUCAGCCAAAAAAUUCACAUCUUUACCUGGUCCAGGACAGAUGUGUUGUACGAAGUUCAGCUGUGACAACUGCUGGUACAGAGGUUUAGUGAUUGAUACAGAUGAAACUAGUCAGGGUGCCUUUGUUUUGUAUGUGGAUUACGGAAACGCCGAAUAUGUGUCAUUAGACAGACUGCGUGUGUUGUCACCUGAACUUCGAACACUUCCUGCCCAAGCUAUGCGAUGCAAAUUGACUGACCUUCAACCUCCAGCGGGGGAGAGCCAGUGGACAACAGCUUCCCUCAAAGCUAUGUUUAAUGCUGUAGGGUCUAAAGUGCUCAUGGCCUGUAUCAAGAAUUUGACAUUGCCUACUGUUGAAAUCGACCUAUUGGAACCCAUCGGUCCAGAUCAAAAUGUCAUGAAGAAGGCUUACCAAAGUCUCUUAGAUCAGGGACUUGCACAGCUCGCCAACGAAUCUGUUCACUGAGAAAUACAAUAAAAAUAUAUAUAUAUAUAUAUAUUCUUAAAACUAGUGAAAAAGAGUUCACUUUUUCCAUCUUCACAGCUGACAAAUUGACAGUUCUCAUUUACAUUCACAUCUGAAUCGGGACCCAUUGUUUCUUCAUGAUCACAGUUCAUGCAAAUCUGCAACAUACAAGCAGACAGCAAAAAUAAAUAUUCAUAUUUUUUUUAAUCAUCAUCAUUAUCUGGUGGUGAUUUCUAAAACAUAUAUUGAAUCCAUAUCCUCAUCACUAGCUCAUGGAAAUGUUUCAUUUCAUAGUAACGUAAUAAGAGUAAACUUAGAAUUAUUGGUUUUGUGAGGUGAAGUUGAUGUGUGUGUGGCCUCUUUCUAGAUUUUAGUGUGCCAUCCCAUAUUGAAUUUCAAGUUGUUUGGUUUAUUUGUUAAGUCGAGAGAAAUGGUACAAUAUAUGAAGCAGAGGAAUACUUAAUAACACAGGUAUCUGGAUUGAUAAAACCUGUGCAAGUCGUAAUUUGAUUUCACUGAAUUGGUGUCUUUGAGACAUUUCUAGUUUCUGAGAUUGAUAUAGGUUUUAAGACCAGGGCACGUGCUGUUAAAACUUUUAAAAGAGUCCAGACUCCAGACUCCAUCUCUAAUGACAUCACACACAUACAAUGUGUAUAGCGUUGUCAUGAUAUUCACGCCUCCGACUCUAGUGAGUCUUGAGUUUUAGACUCUAAAAACUUUAUAAGCACCAUACCAGCAGUCUCACUUGGGAUUUGGUGCUUGUGACUAUCAUUAAUGCUAAAUAAGAAAUAAUCAUUUUGCUAGACAUAUCAUCUGUAGAAUAAUAAUAAAACAGAUUUAAUCAAAACACCAUUUAUAUGUUUUUAAAGUGGUUUUGGAAACGAAGUAAAAUUUAAUAGUGUUGCAAUGGUCAUCAGAAGCACAUUGAGAAAAACAAAGUAUAUUUUAAUUAUAACAGAUUGUAGUUUAAUGCAGAUACUGAGGUAUUUUUGUGGGGUGUUUUUAAUGGCUGAAUUUGUGUUUCUUGUAACAGAAAAAAAAAACCCAGUUAAAUUUGGUCGUCAUUUUUAAGUAUUAUAUGUAUUAAUUUGUAAAAUCGAAGAGACGUUACUGUUUGAAUAUAUUGUAGAUAUUUUUGUGUGUUUUUGUUUGGAAGUUAUUGAAUAGUAAUUAACAGUGCCUGGUUUUGGUCUUUGAAUCUCUGUGCCAUAAUUUGGUGAAUAAGCUUUGUAUCUUGCCGUUCUGCGAUGUUCAUAUUAUUUGAUUUGUACAUUCAUCUUUUGGACAAAGUUGUCAUACUAAAGAUAACUUCUUGUAACUAAUGGUUACUUUAAAGAACCCUUUAUGGCACUUAUGGUACUGUCUGUUGUGCACAGUUAAACACACAAUACACUUUAUCUAUACAUGACAUUAGUCUUAGAUCUUUUGUUACAAAGUUACCCAUUUUCCUGAAAGCUAAUAUUGUUUUAUAAACCCACCAUAUAUUUCCAUUUAUAUUUGAAAAUUAUUUCAUGUAUACUGAUGAAAAGAAAUCAGGGAAUGUAUGGUUUUUGAAACCAUAUUUUAAUUCAUUAUUAUAAUAAUUAUGCUUAUAUGAAAUAAUAAGACAAAAUGUGGGACUGAAUAUCGGUACUGUGGCAUUGGACACGGGUAACUAACUUCCUGAUGAUGGAUUAAUGUUUUCCUUCAAUUGUUUCCAUCAGUAUACAUUGUUGAAUGCAAGGGAUACAGACUUAAUAUUGUCAGUAUUUAUAACUUUUACUUUACAUAAAGCCAUUUAAGGUGAGCAAUCAUGCUUUUCAGUAAUGUCAGUAAUAUGUAGUUUUGAAAUAGUUUCUAGAGGAUGUGAUUUUUUUUUUAACAAGUCUGUCCUAAUCCUUCAGAUUAUGAUGCACUAUAGGCCAAAAAGAACAUUUCUUCCAUAUACUAUUUAAUCAAUAAAAUAUAGUUGUUUGUUAGUUUAUUAGAUAUUUCUUACAAUUACAGUAUAGAAUAGCUUAGGUUUAAUUUUAAAAGAUGGUGCUGAAUUUUUGUUUUGUAUUUUAACAAACUGAAAAAGUCAGUCAUUUUGGCAAGGACAAUAAAACUAUAUUUCAAAUUUUUAACUGUAAAGUUAAAGUAUUUUGGGGGUUUUUGUUCUGGGUUGGGGUGUUUUGGGUUGUGUUUUUUUUUUUGGGGGGGGGGGGGGGGGUUCCAUUUAUGUAAUGCAAGUCUAUAGAAUGAAGUAUUCUCUCUCACUCUGCAGCUGCCUGGUGCAUCAAGAUUUUGUUAAAAUUAGGUGUUGUCUAUAUAGACAUCGUUCUCUAAUAUUUUGUGAUCGGAGGAAAAGUCUUAAUUUUUAAAGAAUUCUUCAUUUUAGUGCUACCCCAAAACUGCUUAUGUCCUAGUUCAUUGAUUUCAUGUUGUCAUUUUUCAUUACAAGAAUAUUUGAUGAUAUUUUUCUUUUGACAUAUUGUGUUGAUUUAUUUGUGUGUCAUUUCAUCCAAAUACACAAGGUUUGUGCAUUAUGUAAACUCAUGCACUGCUGCAGUUUGCAGAUAUUUAUGUGCAUAUUUGUUUUCUUUUUGUUGAAUUAAAAAGAUUGUUUCAA